AUGGAUCAACAAGCUAUGCCGGCUCGCGGCCGGUCGCCCUCUGCUGGCCAUCAGCACCAGCAGCAACAGCAGCAGCAUCUUAUAAGAAACAGCCACUCUCCUUCGCCUCAUCCAUACACAUCCCCGGAACCCAAUAUCGGUCUCGGUCUCGGCCUAGACAACUCAACUGCCAGCAUUCAACAGUUCAACCCAAACGACUAUACCAACUUUAAUAAUAACAGCAGUGCCAACAACCAGUUCCUCAAUACCACGCAACCCCAGAUAUUCCCAAACCAAGGCCUCGCCGACCCCGCCGCCUUUGACGCGACACAGGACUUUACCCAGUCCUUUGCGACCCAGAAUCUCUUGGCUCCGACAGAUUUCAACGCUACGGGGGACUUUUCCUUAUUCCCGCAGACAACUCAGCCAGAUCAGUUUGCGGCGCCUCUCUUUGGCGACAGUCCUGGUAUCAGCACUCCAGAUCUCACCAACAUGAUGUCCCCACAGGCGCACCAAUCUCCGACACCGCCGCAUAUGCUCCAGCAUGACGGGCGCCCAGCUGGCUCCGCGCAUCAGUCGCCGUCCUUUAACCAGCACCAAUUCGCGUCGAGCCCCCACCAAAGAAACCUCUCGGCGUCGCUCGCGCCCGGACCCGCGUUUCUCGGAACCCAGCAGGACUGGUCGCAAGCACAGUUCCAGGGCCACAGACGGUCACCAUCCGAGUAUUCAGAUGUCUCUUCUGCGCAUCCCUCUCCCAGCUUGAUCGCCCACGACUCUUUUGAGCAUGCGCAUGGUCAUUCGCCCAUGCAAAGGCCAUCUGACAGCUUUGACAAUGGCGUGAGCUUUGGCUUGAACAACUUUAGCAUCUCGGAUGCCCAGAUACUCCAACACAGCCGGAGCCCCUCGCACAGUCCUGCCAUUUCGCCUCGGAUUCUUCCCCAACAGGUGCCCGACAUGGGCCAAGCGAAUCCGACCUUUACGCUGGGUGGACAGCCUCAAGGCUAUGUCAGCGCACCUGCAAUCGUCUCUGAAGCGUUCCCGACCCUGGCGAGCGACAAUGGGCCCGUCAUGGCUCCCCCUUCGAUCAAUAUCGACUUUGCGCCCAACUCGAGAACGAAUUCGUUUGAACCAGCAAAGUCUGCUGUAGACCAAGAUUCCCUUACACCCCCAGACAGAGGCCGGCCCAGAUCACGUCCAAGAGCAGUCACGGAUCCUUACAACAGCGGCGGCGCCAACAUUUCUAGACCUACGACUCCAGGUAGUCUGUCACCUCAUCUCGGUGUUGAACGCGCCCGCAACCGAUCUGGAUCUGAUUCUUCGCGCUCUGUAUCCCCCGCAUCAUUGUCCCCUGGUGAUCGGUCGGGUAGUGCAAGUGCUGCUUCCAGGAGACGGCAGUCCAUGUCUGCUGUACCCAACAAUGUAAUUGCUCUUCGUUUGGCGGACCCAGACUAUCAGGCCGCUCAAGACAGUGGCAACACGAAGCGUGUACAAAAGCACCCUGCCACUUUCCAGUGUACCCUGUGCCCAAAGCGCUUCACCAGAGCAUACAACCUGCGGUCACACUUGAGAACGCACACGGACGAGAGACCAUUUGUCUGCACAGUCUGUGGAAAGGCUUUUGCACGCCAACAUGACAGGAAAAGACACGAGGGAUUGCACUCGGGAGAGAAGAAGUUUGUGUGCAAGGGCGAUCUCAAAGCUGGAGGGCAGUGGGGAUGUGGAAGACGGUUCGCCCGAGCAGAUGCGCUGGGCCGGCAUUUCCGAUCCGAGGCGGGUCGGAUAUGCAUCAAACCCCUCCUCGACGAGGAAAUGAUUGAAAGACAACGCGCCUGGCAGGAGCAGCGGAUGCAGCAAAACAUGCACAACAUGGUGGCCCAACAGGCUGUUGCCAUGGACCCCAACAUGUACCAGCCCAUGGAUCCCAAUGGUGGAUUUGCGCUGCCAGCAUCGCUAUUGGCACAAUACCCUGCACUCGCCCAGGUCAAUUGGCAAGCAGCGGAAAUGGGCAAUGUAGAGGACGAUAUAAGUGGACGAUCAAGCUUUGAUGCUUCGGAUUAUGAUGAAGGUGAUGACACUGGGUACGUGAGUGGUCCGGGAACUGGUUUCGGUGAAGGUGGUAUGCAACAAAACUUUGGAGAGAUUGGGUAUACCAGUGACUAUGGCCGGUAG
This is a messenger RNA of Pestalotiopsis fici W106-1, 2148 nucleotides long. RefSeq lists its product as uncharacterized. The transcript has 2 exons. NCBI's taxonomy places the organism in Eukaryota, Fungi, Ascomycota, Sordariomycetes, Amphisphaeriales, Sporocadaceae. The record is from RefSeq and is a predicted model, not a curated record. Gene Ontology annotation, biological process: regulation of DNA-templated transcription. Bases 1 to 2148 code for a protein of 715 amino acids. Gene Ontology annotation, molecular function: DNA-binding transcription factor activity, RNA polymerase II-specific; RNA polymerase II cis-regulatory region sequence-specific DNA binding.